This is a messenger RNA of Asterias rubens (European starfish), 2167 nucleotides long. RefSeq names its product very long-chain acyl-CoA synthetase-like. Lineage: Eukaryota; Metazoa; Echinodermata; Asteroidea; Forcipulatida; Asteriidae. The transcript has 10 exons. Gene Ontology annotation, molecular function: long-chain fatty acid-CoA ligase activity; long-chain fatty acid transmembrane transporter activity. The record is from RefSeq and is a predicted model, not a curated record. Bases 247 to 2151 code for a protein of 634 amino acids.
GCCGAUUUAACGACUUGUCCACAAGUCUAGGUCACAUCCCCCUUUGCGACACUGGUAGGGAAUACAUGUACUGAGUGUAGGCCUACCACUUUCUUUGUAUUGUAACUGUAGGUCGUACCACACUGUUAUAAUACGGAUCAUGCUCUCAUAUAAACCAGCUGUUGAUUACCGUACUGCGGGCAGGUUGUUGCUGAAAUGAUUGCAAAUUCUGCAAUGAGAGAGUAAGCUGCAGUACGAACAUUUACCAUGGGGCUGUUAUUUACAAUUGUCUGCUCUCUCUUGGCCGGUAUUUUAGCCGUCGUGGUCUUCAUUCUCUGGACGUACCCAACUUUAUUCAAUGACCUCUCCGAAUUCCUCCAUGUGUUGAGGUCAGUUCUCAAACCAAUCGAGAAAGUGAAAAGCAAAGGGUAUUUAUUUGUGGAUGUGUUUGAAAGCAAAGUGAGGGACAACCCGAAGAAACCUCUCAUCCUGUUCAAAGAUGAGGUGCACACAUACAGUGAUGUGGAUCGAACUGCAAAUAAGGUUGCCAACUACCUAAGAGGGAACAAGAUUGUCCAGUUCGGAGACGUCGUAGGUAUCUUCAUGCAAAAUGAGCCAGCCUACGUGUCUACAUCCAUUGCCCUUCUCAAGUUGUACGUUACGGGAGCUCUUCUUAACAUCAAUCUUCGAGGAGAGACUCUCCUUCACUGCAUCCGAGUUGGUCAGAUGAGGAAGAUCAUAUGCGGUCAUGAUCCAGCGUUGAUCGAAGCAAUGCGGGAAAUACAAUCCGAGCUGGAAGCAGACAACAUCAGUGUAUUUGUCAUUAAGGAGGCGGGAGAUGAUACCUCCCUCGCCGCUGGGUUCUUGACCGUCGAUUUGGCGUCUCCCCUUGCGUCUUCUGACGUCAUACCGCGGGAUGUACGGAAGGGGGCUUCGUACUCGGACCCCGCCCUCUACUUUUACACUUCGGGAACUACUGGAAUGCCCAAAGCAGCGCGAUUCACACAGGAAAAGGUUGUCGUAGGAGGAAUGAUCUUACAGUUGUACCAUCUUGGGCCAUCUGACGUCAUGUACAUUCCGCUACCGUUGUUUCAUAGUGCAGGGAUGGUGAUUGGACUGUGCAAUGUCAUAAGUUCUGGAGGAACUGUUGUACUACGAACCAAGUUUUCAGCUUCGCAAUUUUGGAACGACGUAAGACAGUACAAGGCAAAUGUUGUUCAGUACAUUGGUGAGAUAUGUCGGUAUCUCCUCGCUCAACCCAAGUCGGAUCUUGAUGGGAAAUACAGCCACACCGUCCGCCUGGCUAUAGGUAACGGGCUUGGCGAGGACAUUUGGGUGGACUUCAAAGAGCGUUUCAACAUCAAGCAGAUUGGCGAGUUCUACGCAGCCAGUGAGGGCAACCGUGGUUUCUUCAACCUGGACGGCACAGUUGGGGCUGUAGGGACGUACCCCCCACUUAUGAAGAAACUUGCGGGUGGUAUUGAGAUAAUAGAUUGCAAUUGGGAAACGGCAGAACCAAUCCGAGACGCCACAGGAAAGUGCAUCAUUCUACCUAAAGGUAAAACGGGUCUAUUGGUGACGAAAAUCACCCGCGAAGCCCCUUUCAGUGGCUAUGUAGCCGGCCGGUCUGCAAACGAGAAGAAGGUCGUGAAGGAUGUCCGUGUAAAGGGGGACUAUUACUUCAAUACCGGGGAUCUUAUGCUGAUUGAUGAAACAAGUCACGUCUUCUUUAAAGACAGACUUGGAGAAACAUUUAGAUGGAAAGGAGAGAAUGUAUCCUCAUCUGAAGUAGCAGCAGUUUUAACUGAGUUGUCAUUCAUCACAGAGGCAGUAAUUUAUGGAGUCAAAGUCAAAGGGUAUGACGGACGAGUAGGAAUGGCGGCCAUUGCCAUUCAAGACGAGGACCAAGCCUCGCAAUGGAAACAGCUCUACACCCACGUCAUCAAACGACUGCCCCUGUACGCAUGUCCGAAACUGAUCAGGAUCAAAGGUCAAAUGGAGACUACCAACACGUACAAGUACCGGAAGGUAGCAUUGGUGAAGGAGGGAUUCGAACCGGAGGCAUGCAUGCCGGAUCGGUUGUUCUUUAUGGACAAACCAACCGAGACAUAUGUUACACUGGAUGCAAGUUUGUAUGACAAGAUCAUUAACAAAGAAACCAUUGUUCAUUGAUCAUUGAUGUUAGUUU